UUAUGGCCUAGCCAAACACAGGCAAGUGCAAUGCAAGGAGGUACGAAAAUUUAAAGUCAACUAUCACCAAACCGCAGUAUGUCUUCCGAAGAAGAGCUAGAAAGUUUUGAGGUAACAGAUAAUGAUCUCAAAGAUGCAUUUUACCCAGGGUUUAGACGAAAAUUUACAAAAGAACAAGCGAUAUAUGGAAUGUGGGCAAAUGAUGAGGACAGGGCUGGUUCUAGUAAACGCACUAAGAAGGGUGACUACACAACCCCAAUGGAUUUUGUAAGCGGUGGUUUCACACAGAAGCAAGACGAUGAAAGUGACAAUAGCAGUAUUGAUGAAGACAAAGACUUGAUAUCUGAUGAAGAUGAUGACUCAAACCUACCUGAUAAUUUUUCGACAUCAAAGGCAGCAAAGAAAGAGCAAAGAAAACAAGAGCCAGCGAAACAAAAAAGGAAACCACAAAGUACAAAGCAAGUGUCAAGUAAAUUUGGAGCAUGGACCAAACAUACAAAAGGAUUUGGACAAAAACUGAUGGAAAAGAUGGGAUAUGUUCACGGCAAAGGUCUUGGGAAGAAAGGAGAGGGUAUUAUAGAACCUGUACAAGCUUUUAAAAGAUCAGGAAGAGGUGCAAUUGGUGCAUAUGGGUCAGAAAGACCUGGUGCCACUGAUCUGCCAAGUCCUGAUUCAGAAGAAGAGGUUGAGAAGACUAUCAAGCAAGAAAUAAAACAACUUGGCCAAUGGAAAAAGUCAGGCCAGGAUUCAAAUAAACCAAAAUAUGUCUACAAAACUGCUGAUGAAGUCAAGGCAUCCGGCCCUUUAAAGAAAAAAUUUGCUGGUCUUACCGGCUACAAAGAUGUCAAGGUUGUAGAUAUGACUGGACCAGAAACCAAAAUUCUGUCGGGCUAUUCGUCUAUUGGUCAGCAGCAUGCCAAACCAGAGGAAGUUGGUUCACACCCAGUCCUUUCAACUGAGCCCGAGCAGCAGAAAGCUUUUACAAUUCCUGAGCUUGAAUACAACCUCAAAUUACUGCUGGAUUUAUCAGAAUCUGACAUUGUACAAAUUGAUCGCCAACUUCAUCACGAAAGAGAUUUAGUUGUCAACUUAGAGCAUGAGUCGGAACGGUUGGAAAAAAUCAUCAAAGAAGAGGAGUCAGAGAUUAAUCGUCUAAACAGUGUUACUACAAUUCUCGAUAGAUGCAAAAUGGGUUUGCAGCAUAAUGUCGACGAGCCAUUAUCAUUAAAGGGACUUGUCGAGCUUUUUCAAAUGCUUCAAGAUAAAUAUUAUGAAGAAUACAAGAUGUAUUCUUUAGACAAUCUGAUUGUACCACUCGGGUUCCCACUUUUUCAAAAGCAUUUCGAGACAUGGCGUCCAUUAUCAGAGCAGCAUUUUGGCCUCGAUGUUGUGCGACUGUGGAAGGAGGUCCUUGAAGAAAAACAGCCUGUAGGCUAUAGUAGAGACCAGCAAGGACAGAAAAGCAUGAACCCAUUCGAAAAAAUAAUUUGGGAUGUUUGCAUGCCGUACAUACGGACAGCAAUAAGCCAAUGGAAUCCCAGAGACUCUGAUCCACUGAUCAUGUUGUUAGAGGUUUGGGCACCAGUCUUGCCAGAUUGGGUCACAAGCAACAUCUUGGAUCAACUCGUUCUUCCACGGCUCCAGGUUGAAGUUGAUAUUUGGAAUCCCUUAAUUGAUACGAUGCCAAUACACACUUGGAUCCAUCCAUGGUUGCCACUGAUGGGCUCAAGAUUGGAACCAGUUUUCCCGCCAAUUCGACAAAAACUUUCGUCUGCUUUGACCAACUGGCACCCAUCUGAUCCUUCCGCAAAACUAAUACUCCAGCCAUGGGCAAAGGUGUUUUCAAAAGGUACAAUGGAAGCAUUCCUCCUUCGCAGCAUAUACCCAAAAUUACUCAGCUGUAUGGAGAGCUUCACCGUAAAUCCACACCAGCAACACCUAGAGCCUUUUCAUUGGGUUAUGAGUUGGAAGGAUUUACUGUCUGUUCAGCAUAUUGUCAGUAUCUUAGAGAAGCAAUUCUUCCCGAAGUGGCUUAAUGUCUUGAGGCAAUGGCUUUGUAAUGAACCGAACUAUGAAGAAAUAACCAAAUGGUAUCUUGGAUGGAAGUCAAUGUUUUCAGAAGAUCUUCUGUCUCAUUCGACCAUUAAAGAAAUUUUCAACAGGGCGCUCACACUAAUGAACCAAGCUGUUUCUGGUACACUCCAACCAGGUGCUAAAGAGAACAUUGCAUAUUUAACGAGUACAGAGCGAAGAAAGUAUACAGAAACCAGCCCCCAAGAACAGGUUUCAACGCCAAGUGGAUUUCCUUCAAAUUUCAAGGAUCUCAUCGAAAAAGCGGCUGAAGAGAACAACAUCCUCUUUAUGCCCAUGCCCAACAAACGCUUCGAAGGUAAAGCAAUAUAUUCAUUUGGAAAAUCAAUGGUUUAUUUGGAUCGAAAUGUGAUAUUCACGAGUUUUCAAGGCCAGUGGAGACCUACAUCGCUGCAAGAUCUCAUCAACACGUCUCGUUGAUUCAAGAGCAUCAAAUGAAGAGAUUUCUAAGAAAAUUUGUCUCUGAAUUUGUCCCCAGCAAGACCAAUGUUUUUCACAAUGGCGGCGUCAGUGGUCAAUGUGUAGCGGUGAUGGGUUAUGGCUGGGCAAAGUAAAUUGCCAGAAAACUUUUAGCCAGCAGUAAACAAAUGAAGACAGACACUCGUGACUUAUUCUUGGUUACGUAGAUGUAGAUGCAGUUUGGAACCAUGGAAUAACAUCACGAAAUUCAUUAAAGUAUUACCUCGCCUCAAACAUUUUCUAACUGCAUAAUAGGAAUUAAAAAACCUUUCUGCCAAGAGCUGGGAGGGACGUGCUCAUCCCCAGGCACCCUCUCCCCCCUGUAGCACUGAGAUUUGAACUUCAACUACUCUAGCUAUCGAGGAUUCCGAUGGUAAGAAGAUCGGAGGUCUGUAAAAUCAUAAAAAUUUCUUGUGUAUGAUAGCAUCAAAAUAAAACAAGGUAAAGCGAAAAUUUCCAAACCCGAAACUUGGAAAACGUAGUAUUUCAGAACUGAGCUUAAAGUCGACUGAUAUUAUCAAGCGACAAAAUUUUAUAUUAUCAGACGUUCCAUGAUCAAUACGAGUUGUCUUUUGUCACAGCUUUUAAAUCUCACCGCAAGUUUCUUAUAGCUGUUGAGUUGCGUAUCAAACAUAAGUUGAGUUGCUAUAACACCUUUGUAAUACUUAUCCUUCACAAUGCUUAAUAUCUUAAUACGCUAUGUUAUAUAAAAAAAUGCAUAACUCAUUAAGUUUCGAAGCACAUACCUUUUGAAUCGUUGGUUCUCCAAAUCUAACUUGGGAAAUCGUCGAAUUUGAGUUGCAAACUGAAAUGAUCAAGAGAGGAAAUAAGCGCAAUGGAUUUCCAGCCUCCUGAAGUUGCAAGUUUAAAGUGGAACCAUACACAAGAAAGUCAGUGCAUCCAGCAGCAUGUAAAUAGUAUAUAUCGCAUACGGCGAAGGUUAUUAAGAAAACCUGUUUAACCCACCCCUGCGUCUGCUUUAAACAGAGCCGUUUCAUAACCAAUCCAUUAAUCCAGUGGUCUCACUAGAUCUACCGUUCAUAAGACUGUUGUUAUGCGUCGCCGCUCCGGGAUUACUUGGCCAAUCAAUCACUUUCACGAUUUAAGAACAUUUUGAAGAAUUAAAAUUGAUUUUGAAUGCCCUGAAACUGCUGGUCUACCCAAGUGUAUACAUACCAACCCGACGCUAUUGUCAGUUUAUCUUCAAUUGAAACCGUAUGAGCUACUUAAGUAAUGCGCAUUGCCAUAUAAGUAAUGUGCAGGAGGAUACACAAAACAUACUGGAAAGAGCUCACAACAGUCAAGUUUCCGGUCAAAUGAUUAAAUAUUUUUCCCAUGGAGUGUCAAUGUUUUAUCUUGUAAGGAUUCAACAUUCGUCUGAUCACGAGUUGGAAAAACUGGAAGCAGGGGCUGUUACCCGGGGGAGGGGGGGAUUGGUCGGUAAGCACAGUUGUCUGCUUUCAGCAUGUGAAAUUUUUGAAGAUAUUCUGAUUUAUGGACUCCCCACCCUACCACGAAGUUCAAGAAGCCGCUCCUUUUAACCCUUUUUGACUGAUUUCUUUAACGAGCGUUAUCGUGUGCGAAAGGCAGCAACUUCUAACUUUUUGUCCUGGUCUCUCUAUUGCCAACAUCUUUUAUGUACAAAAGAGAUACCAGAUACUGCAAAGCCAAACCAAACGAAACCUAACGACCACGCCUCUGAUUGAUAUUCAGUAGCAGUGCCGUCGGAACGAAAUUCAUAUUGGGGGAGGGGGGGCUGCCCAUUGUAUUCCCUCUCAUUUAGUACACAUUUAUAAAGGAAAUAUACUACAGUCUGACCCCCAUUCCAACGGGCCUGAGUAGAGUUAAAGAACUAUUGAAAAGCAAAGGACGGAGAAAGAUGAGCAUUGAAGGCAAAAGUGGGAGCGACUGCCCUAACGAUCUAUGAUGCUGAUGAUAUCUAGAAGUUGAAGUAUUUUCAGUUUUCUUUAUAAAUUCAUAGGUCGGUAAGCACAGUAUCUAUCUACAAUGCCUGCCAAAAGUACUUGGAACACCCGGCUAUUUACGUUGUAUUUGAUAUCUUUCAUUCCUUUCAUGAAAAAAAAUUACUACUUCCGCCCUCGCCCUCUAAAACAAUGUUGAUAAUUUAAAGAAAUAUCAUAAAAGAAACGCAAAAAAAGUGCUUCCUAAAAUCCUAACCCAUUUCAUAGUAAACUAACAUUGUUUUGUAGGGGAGAGGGGGAUGAUUGAUUAUGACCUUAGAAAUUGACAUCAAUGUCCCACGACUUUUGGCAGGCAUUGUAGAUAACCGUAAGAAGCUAGGCAUUUCUCAAAAUGCCAGUGGCAGAAAUCAUGGGGGUAGGGGGGGGGGGCUCGAGCCUCUCGUCGGAAAAUUCAGGCUUUCGUCAGAUAAUUGACAACCGUUUAACGUGUCGGAAUUACUGCAAGAAAUCGUUCUGAAAUGUAUUUUAAGCUAAUCUAGGGUGCAUGUUCGCCAAAUUUUCUGCUCGCUUCGCUCGCAGGUGAUCCGUAUUUUCCCUUUUUACCACAGGGGGCUCUAUAACCUCUUUGUGCCCUUUUUGCAAAAUUUGAACAUAGCAUAGCUGAUAAAAUAGCACUUAGUACUUAGUAAUAAAACAAACAAUAUAUGACCGAAAUAAAAAAUGCUUGUGAAUUGUAUAUUUAACUUCAGUUCCGUAAAGAUUAGCCGAAGUUUCCAUCGGAUUCUUCUAAAUAAAAGUUAUUUUCAAACGUAUUUCCAACUGAAGAAAACAUGAUAAAAUGCAGAAAAUGAACAUUACAAUUACAAUCAUCUUAUUAUCAUGAACGACUUGUAAAUAGUGUAAUCGGUUGGCCUCGUGUAUCAUCAAUUGACUUAGAUGAGAUGUCAAUCUUGAUAUCAAAAAUCAUAAUGGAUUUUUCUUCUUGAUACCUAAUUUCGGCUUGGUUUGCAAAGAUUUCUGAAGGGUCCCGCCAAAAAUCACCUAUUUUAAUCAAAAGGUGCAGUUUCCUUAAAAUUAGACAUGACCCAAGAUGAUAUCUUGUCGGAAAAUCGUAACUGCCCCCCCUCCCCGAAUUAAAGCCUCAAUUUCCGCCACUGCAAAAUACACAGUUGAAUCGCAUCCUCUAAGUAAAGCUUCUUGGUCGAAACCUGCUGCAAAGCUUUGGGAUAAACUCUAGUUCCAUUUAAAGUACGGUCCGUUACAUAACACAAGCAUGCUUCUUGAAAUAAUGAAACUUGCUGUAAAGCACUGGCAAAGCGACUAAACGUUUCACUAAACUUACUCAACAUUAUUGAACUUCGAUCUGUGAAGGACACUGUGGGGUUGUAGGGGAUCUUGCAUAGGAUUUUUUUUUCUGUUUCUUAUGUUGUAUGUUAGCAUAAAAAACUUCAAGUAUAAGAAGUGGAUAAAAAUAAGAAUUUGAUGGAACGAAGGGAAAAGAAAAUACUUUUUAGCACAUUGAUAACAAAGUUGACUGUUGAAGAAAACACAGUAGUGUACAAGGAGAUGAAGCAGAUGUCUCACGAAGGCAUUCUAGAUAUUUUGGGUCACGUAGAAAACAGAGAAAAUCCAUGGAAAACCUUUGGAUUCCCACAACUACGGCGCCUGCGCUGGCACAACAAAUGUUUAACUGGUGACAAAAAGACUGGACAUUGGCUAAACAACACUAAACAACGCUAAACAUGUUGACCAGAAUCAAACUUUGCUCAACAACACGACUAAACAACACUAAAAAGGGUGGCAAAACGAAUAAACUUUCCACGAAACAAAAGUUGAGUGAAAUGCUUAGUGAAAUGUUUAGUCGUUUCGCCAGGGCCUAAAGCCAGUAACCCUGUUUCUGUGAAGUGAGAGCUGAAAAAGCACCUUGCCUAAAUAGGUGGUCUGAUUGAUAUAUGCUUUUUCUGAUACCCAAAAAGCGAUUUUAAAACAAAAGAUAUUUUACCAAUGUUUCUCCCUUUUUUUCUGUGAGGCACAUUUAGGCUUGCUAAAUGGAAAGUUGUGUGAAACCACGCGGGGCAAUUCAUUUUUGCAAAUAGCGUACGAGAUUAUAAAGAAAAUAUAGGUACUUAAAAUGAUUUUCUGAUAAAACAACAAGAGUUUCACUGAAGUGACUUGCCUCUAGAGAAAUAAUUUUUUCCCUGCGCUUGUUAAAAUAGUUAAACCACUCCCUUGAUGUACUAUUGUAUAACCGUCGAUCUAAAAAACAGGUACCACAAAAGGGACCUUAAUUUUAGGGUACUGUAUCAAUUUGGCUUUAAAAAUAUUAUCUAGAGUGGAAAAUAAACAUUACUAAAAAAGGUUGGAAGAGUGUUUGCUCAUUUUGGUGUAAAUCUUCGUCACGUAAGUUUGUGAACUGGGAAGUCAAUGAAAACUUAUAUCAUUCAAGAACCUCUCUUAUGUACCAAAUAAUUAAACAAUAAUCUUUAGAAAAACAGUUAGAAAAUAGAGGGAUAAAAUUUGUAUCUCUGUUUAACUAUCCAGGGAAGAAUGAAGAUUUGAAUGAUUGUUUUAUUUGUAAUUGGAAGGUUUUUGAAUAAAUAAAGUAAUUUGAAUCAAAAUAAUUAUAAGAGGUUUAAAAUGAAUUUUUAAGCUGAGAGUGAUCAACAGUUUACAAAUACUCUUGUCGUCAUGUUACAGUUGGCGUUUGAUGUUAGCGAAUUCAGACCUGACCUACUUUAUGGACAAUUUUCUGUAAUUUGAGAGCAUUUCUAUUUCAAAACCAGGGAUGUGUCGAUGGCGGGUGUUUUGGGGGGCGUCACGCCCCCGCCCCACCCCAAUGUCUGCAAACUUUAAGAUAGUUGAUUAUGCAGCGGAACCUUAGCAUUGAUUAGAAAGUUUGACCAAAUUUCAACCUGUAAUUCAUUUAUUUUGUUAGUCGUGGGAUGUCGUGGUCAAUUUUUUUUUGUAAUACACUCUUUUUUUAAGAGCAAUUUUUUUCAAGAACACGAGUCUCAAAGUUGGUCGAAAGUUAAGAACAAAUUAAGAACGAGCUGAGGCUAAGCUACUGUAAAAUGCAAUUUUGAACAACGUUUUAUCUAAAAAAUGAGGAUAUUUAGCCAUGUGUGGGUGUUUUUUCUGUGAUUAUUCAAACUUGUCGGCAAAUAAAGGUUGUCUCACUCAUUAUGUUGGAAAAUGAGGCCUGAACACCUCACAGAGCGAAAAGGCUAGCUAUUGCACUGCUUACAACCUAUUAAUUUAAAACAAAUUAAGAACAAUCCAGCCUCAGAAUUUCGAAAAAAAGGUAAGCCAUAACUUAAAUUUACUGGUUCGUAAAAAAAGAGUGCAUUGCAAAUAAUAACUGCCUGCAAAAACGACUGCAAAAAAUGACUGCGAGAAACUUUUUGAGAAGCAUUUUAAGCUAAUCUGAAAGGUGUGGUCGAAAAAAAUUUCUGCUCGUUCCGCUCGCGGGGGCCUCAUCUUACCAUUUUGCUCCAGAGCCUCUGAAACCCCUUGAACUGUAGUUCAUUUUUUCAGAUAAACCAACAUUAGAUUUUUGCAAAAUAAUGCUCAUGGAUUCACCUAAAAACGCGAACUCCGGGAAAAUUAGUUUCCGCAAACUUAAUUUCCUUAUACUUUCAUGCCAUCAUUUGCUCUUACUUUGUUAUUAUUGAAUGUAUAUAUGAUAAUCUCUUUCAUUGUUAAAAUAUGGAGAAAAAGUCGGUCAAAAAAGUAAAGUUGGCCACUUUUUUCUUAACGCCCCCCCCCCCCAAGCAAAAUUGUCUAGGCACAUCACUGGUCAAAACUAACUUUUUUUCUAAUUCUUAGAACAGAACAGGAGGGAUCGUUUCAAGCCCUUUGGUUUUCCAGAAGCUUGUCUAUAAAAUCAGGUUAAUCUGUAGUUGAGAAAGAUAUACAGGAACAAAGCAAUACGACGACGAGAAUCCAAUGUCACGAAAUAAAAUUUUCAAAAUGAAUUAAAUCUAAAGUAUAUUCUUUAAAUCUAAUUAAUUUUGAAAAUUUUAUUUUGUGACAUUGGAUUCUCGUCGUCGUAUUGCUUUGUUCCUUAAUAUCUUUCGUAACGUCACCCAUUGCAAGAUUCACAGAAUCCGGCGGACAGCCUAUCCUGCGGUUCUUCCUUCUCACACAUUAUAAUCUGUAGUUGCCAGGCGAAAUAUUAUGUUGGUCAAUUAAAUUGCUUUGCAGUAAAAAGAAAAUAAUCUACAUUUAUUUGUCUUCGCCAGGUAAUUCGAUUUUGCGUAACCCUGCAAGUCAGAAAGGUCAGGUAACGCCCCUGCUAGGCAAACUCUCUUCUAGCAGCAACCUGUCUGCCGAUACUGUUUCUUCACGCAGAUAACAUUUGUAAAAUUAAAAUCUCGACUACUUGAGCACCUCUCUGAGCACUUAUCCCAUCUUUACUUGUCGGUUUAAGAAAAACCGUUUGAUAUUCAUUGUUCGAGCAUAAUUGCUCCCAUCUGCAUAAAAAAUGCAAUCGAAAAGCACAUUGUGGUAUGGGAACCUCCGAGGGUAAGUAACAUAUGUCCCCUCAUCUCCUCACCCAGUUGCUUCAGUUACAGUCAAUAGGCAAUGCGAGAUCUGGUCUAUUAUUUAUCAAGUAAUAGGGAAUUGUUUGUGAGUUUUUCAGAUAAUUCUGGGAGCUUUCUAAUAGUGGCUUUUAAGGACCAUCUACUCACAUCAAUGGGGAAACAUGUUUGGUUCUAUCCGUGAAUUAAAAAAACGAAAACAAAGUCAUCUGAAGAUCAAGAACGACACAUUUGAUGUUGGAAAUCAUCUAAAACUUAAUAUGCUUGGUGUUUGUUUAGAGCUAACAGAAAUCAAAUUCAAGGAUAAAGUAUAAGAAAUAAUUUACUGUACCAUUGCAUAAAACUAUGAUGGCGAAAUGCAGCUUGCUGUCACUCUUCGAUCACAGGGAUGAAAGUUUCAUAACGAAAAGAUUUACAUCAAGUGUCUGUACCUUCUUUUGACCAACAGGCUACCGCUUCUUGAAAAACUGUUUACUUGCUGCUGUAAGAUACUUAAUAGGACCGCUUUGGUAUUGUUGUAAAAUUCUGAUUACUUUUGCAGCUGAAGGAAGUGAAAAAGCUUAUUCAAUAUAGCGUGUUAUCAGCCACUGAAGGAUUUUUGUUUUGUAAUGAUAAGAAAAAGAAAGUGGCGUUGUACCCACGAAAUCUACUUUUCUUUCUACGACAUCUAAUGGUCAAAGAAGGUCAGUUUCCUAUUUUCCGUCUGAAAGCAUAAUUAUAGCUACAAGCUUUUCAGUGACAUUGAAGGUUUUUGUCGACUCUCCACAGUUGCUUAUGCACAGUUUCAAUAAAAGACCUCGGUUUAGAAUAUGUCUGGCCUCGGUUUAGUGUAUGUUUCACAACUUAGUGUAUGGAAAUUUAGCUCACCGAUACAUAAAAGCGUAAAUACAACAAAUUUAUAUUUUGCUGGUGAUUCUCUUGUUUAUUAAGUGGACAUUGCAAAUUUGAUUAUGAAUUUCGAACGUUUUAAUAUAUAAUUGAAUACAUUAUAUAUUUCAUAUAUAUAUAUAUAAAAGACAAUUUGAUAUAAAGUUUAUACAAUAUAUCAAUAUAUUGUAUGAAUAGAACAAUUUGGAUGUAAUAUUUGAACAAACAAAGGUAUCCUGUCGCUGUGUACGAAGAAUGCCGGUACUCUUUUGGUGCUUUGUAGGUAGCUUCAUAGUAUCCGCUACGCAAAGAUUUGAAUUUUAUAGUAUCAUUAAAAAUCAUGAACAACAGCAAAUGAAAACGUCACCGCGUACUUUUUUACAAGAAAUAUUGCUCGUGUGGCAAGGUUCUUUUAAUUUAGGACGCAAUUUAUCUAGAAGGUUCUUAGAUUGUUUUAUCGAAAGUAAGAAUUUCUGAAUAACAUACAAAAACCUCCCAGAUGAUUUAGAGCUUUCAGGGCCAGAAAUAUACUACAAAAAGUUAUGUUCAUGACUAUCUUUAUCACCUUGACCUGACAGUGUCCAGAAAUGCCGUCAACCUCCCUCCGGCCAAGAAAAUCGUGCUAUAAAACUUCCCUUGUCUUUAAUGGGUCUAAAAUGGACGUGGUCAGGAAAUCGGGGUACUCAACUAGUCUUGAUCCUCUUUCCUGGCACCUGUUUUUCCAAACCUUUUUUGAAAAUGUGUAGCUUGUUUUCAGUUAGAGAUACUUUUGAGACAGAUGUAAAGUUACAUGCUUUAUUGAUUAAUUACAAAAGCGUGUCAUAAUUUAAAUACAUGACUUAAAAAAAAUUAACUCCUAAAUUUUACAGUGCAACGCAGAUCUGCGAACACAUUCAGCUUUUGAAUAAUAUUUGUUUUUUUGUCUGAUUGUAAUUUGUAAACCAAAAGGAUUUCUUCAAUUUUC
Molecule: messenger RNA, 10844 nt
Organism: Rhopilema esculentum
Lineage: Eukaryota; Metazoa; Cnidaria; Scyphozoa; Rhizostomeae; Rhizostomatidae
Source: RefSeq, a predicted model, not a curated record